Messenger RNA from Colletotrichum destructivum, 800 nucleotides. RefSeq names its product Putative large ribosomal subunit protein bL17. The transcript is spliced from 2 exons. The record is from RefSeq and is a predicted model, not a curated record. Gene Ontology annotation, cellular component: mitochondrial large ribosomal subunit; ribosome. NCBI's taxonomy places the organism in Eukaryota, Fungi, Ascomycota, Sordariomycetes, Glomerellales, Glomerellaceae. Gene Ontology annotation, biological process: translation. Gene Ontology annotation, molecular function: structural constituent of ribosome. Bases 203 to 790 code for a protein of 195 amino acids.
GAGUGAGAGACACCAGAAAGGCUAUAUCUCAUCGAUUCGAUAGCGCCCUCCGAACCACCGGCCCGCCUGUCAACGACGCACUCGACCAGAGAGUUUCGACACCGAGCCGCACGAAACCUCUCGCUUCUUCCGAGCAUUUCGGUUGAACUGUCCAGCCGAUCACCCAGCCGAGCCCGAUCCACGACGCAUAUAACACAACAAUAUGGCGGGCGGCCUCGUCAAGUACAGGCAUUUGAGCCGUAACUCGUCGGCGCGACAGGCCCUCCUCCGCGGCCUCGUCACCUCCCUCGUCGCCCACGAGCAUAUCCAGACCACCUACGCCAAGGCAAAGGAGGCCCAGCGCCUCGCCGAAAAGCUCAUCACCUAUGCGAAGCGGGACAAUGAGGAGACGAGGCGGAAGGCCCAGGCUAUUCUCUACACCCCCCACGAUCUCCUCCCCAAGCUCUUCGGCGAGCUUCGCCAGCGCUAUACCGAGCGCCCCGGCGGCUACACGCGCGUUCUGCGUACCGAGCCCCGCAACACCUACGACCAGGCGCCCUCAGCGAUUCUCGAGCUUGUCGAUGGGCCCCGCGACGCCCGGUUCAUGAUGACGGCCAAGGCCGUCGCCUUCGACAAGGACUCGGGCAAGAUGCACACGGAGAUGACCAUGAAGAACGUUGCCAAGGUCACAAGGUACCGUAAGGACGGCAAGACGGCCUUUGACGACAUGGUCGCCAGCUUCCGGACUCUCAAGACCAGGGGCAAGGGCAAGAAGGGCAAGAAGGCCGUCGAGAAGGAGGCCGAGGCGUGAGUAUCGCGCC